CAGAAAAUGAAAGCAUGGCGGGCACUGGAGUUUCAAAUCAACCUACUGUGAAACCAGACAGCUUUGGUAAUAGAUCGCUAUGGCAGCUUAUAAAUGGAACAGGAGUCCUGCGUCCGAAGGAAUUGGUAUCCAGAGAACUGACCAGAAAUGGAAAAAAGAUACUAGAUGGUUUAUCAUUUUAUAAAAAACCAGUAACGGUAGCAGGAGAACAACUCAAAGGAAAAAAGUUGUCUAAGCUCCACAAGGACCUGGUACAAAAGAUCAGCCAGUUUUUGGGAGUUGAAGAGUUACAGAGCUGGGAACUCUUCAGUUCUUUUCUAUCUAAUGAUUACAGAGGAUCACAGAAAAAUCUUCAGCACAUCCUCAACAAUGAGCGUCACACACAGGCCCUGGUGUACAAGAUCCGCGACUAUUACUUCACAGAGAGGCUUUACUUGCUACAGUGUGUCAAGGUCGUGAUUAACUUCUGGCAGGAUGAUGACCAUCCCUACAAGGAUGAGCUAGAACAGUUCAUGAGAAGGUUGACAACUGAUGGAAAUAUCAUGGAGAAGAUAUUGGAUCAGUUUAAAGGCUGUAUCAAGGAACAAUUGCCUACAUGGGAGACAAACGGAACAAUGAUGACUGAGAGACAGGCACAUGUAUGGGCUCACCAGAACCUACUGGAGCAGUGUGAGUUAUUAGAAAUCCUGGUGAUAUUUUUGAAGGACUUGGAAAUAAAUACUGACCAGGCUAUCAACUUGGUGGAAAUGUUUAAGCGACAUGGUUUUGGCAGACAUCAAAAGUACAAGCACAUUCUGGAGGAUCAAGCUGAACCUUUUAUCAAGAGGAUAGGCCACCUGGAGAUGUUGAUACUGCUAGAAGCCCUUGACCUGGAGAUGGUUCAUGGCUGUACCCACCUUGGAAAUUUUGAUGGACAUUGUAUUCUCAAAGAUCCGAGUUCAUUUAAGAGGCUGGACGAGGUGAUCCAGACCCUAGGGUCAGACCCUUCCCAUGGUCCUCUACUACUCUCCUGGGUGGCCAUACGUAUGGUGUAUCCCACGGUAACGGAUAACAGUCUCACCAGGAAGAUGGGUAAUAGUGCUUUAGCCCUACGUGUGUUUGAUGUUCUCUAUGAAAUCCUCAACACUGAACCGUUCUCCAGUAAAACAUCGUUUGUGUCGUCUGUAGCCCACUACAUAGUCUAUAACAUGCUGGUGAAUCUGCUCUCUGCAUUUGAUGAAGGGUCUCUAGGGGGAGAGAGAGAAAUCAAGGUGCUGUAUGCAAAUAUUUGUAAACUGUUGAAACAAGAAUUUGUGGCAGAAGAUUUCUGGAACAAGGGCCUGGAGGAGGGUUUGGGAUGUGUGUUCCAUUCCUCACGUCUCAAGUUCCCCUUGGACUUUGGUAGCCUGGUACGACUCAGUACCUCGUUAGCGUGUUCGGGUAUGGACAGUGCUAGGAAGAUUGUAGAAUUUUGGAGAAAGCUACCAUGUUACACAGAGUUCCUGGACAGAAAUAGUGUGUCUGACAUUAAUCAGACCAAGGACCCACUCAUAUGGCAGCUAGCCCGAAACAAAAUCCCCUACCCAGGAGGCAGUUUUAAGAUAGAUGCUGGAACACUCGGGCAGUGUUUGCCUAUGGCAGGGAAGAGAGAUGACAGUGAGAGCCCUAUCAUACAAUGGGAUGUAGAGUACAAUGGCUGGGAGCUAUUGUUAUGUGAGAUAGAGAUGCUGCUACAACAGAUCUCACUGGGCGCAGGGAUGGUGUCACCCAUGCAAGUUUCCAGAGUUACUCUCAUUGUGGAGAUGGUCGGAGCAGUCUUAGGAGCCUACCCUAAAGCUAUGGAGGAACUAGACCAGGUUAUUGAAUGCCUGUAUCAGCUUAUACACAGGUUUGCUAGUUUCAAUCCUCCACCACUGGACCUGAUGACGUCCUGUAUCCAGUGUCUGACAAGUGUGGCUAAGAAACAUCCUACAAAGGUAUGGCACAACAUGAAACAGACGGGGAUGGUUCCUUACCUCACGGAGAACGUGGACAACUUAGCAGAGGUUCUCAGUGGCCAGGGUCUGAGCGCUGGAUUGUAUGGAGCUAUCCUGGCGGGUUAUGAGUGUAACCAAGGACGAUACCCUGUAACCAUGGCAUUCCUGGACUUUAUCAGCUGUUUCAUAAAGCCAUUUUUUGCUGAGGGAAGAGAGGGUGACCUGAUGGCCCCUAUCCUAUAUUUCCUGAGAGAAGUUUUCCCUGUGUUCCAGAAGUGGCGUUACUACAGCUCGGCCAAGAGAGAAACCAUCGGGCAAAAGUGUCUGGACAUAUUUCACCAAAUUCUGACCUUUUUGACAGAAAACAGGAAGAAGUCAAACAGACCCCACCUACAGGAGGUGUGUGUAUAUAGUCUGUUGUUUACGGAGGCUGGCCGCUCCCUACUGGAGCUCAUCGCCAUGGGAGCUGAUACCAUAGAAAUGGCCCUCAUACAACAGGGAAGUUUUGAAGCAGCUGGUUCAGGAGCUGAGAUGAUACAGUUAGUACAGAUGUCGUUCUCCGUUCUAAAUCGUCUGCUUCUACUGAAGUCUCCAGACCAGCCUCUGUCUCCUGUGGAGAGUGCACUGUCAUCCCAGCCUGCGGGGAGACAAACACAACACAUAGUGGCGACCAUUGCCAGCUACAUCUACCACAAACACAACCCCCGACUUCCAGCUCUUGCCUGCCUUCUCCUCAAACGACUGGCACUGGUGUCGCGGAUGUCCAUAUUGGCCUGUCUAGGCGGGGAUGCGGAGACCAUCAGGGACAUGUACCUCUCCCGUUUACAGGCUGUCACAGAGGACCUGCGCCUGAAGGUUGUCAUCUUGGAGCUGUUGUCGGUGUGUGUAGAGGCACAGCCAGGCCUGAUAGAAAUCUUCCUUAACGUUCAGCCAGCUGAGGCCAUGACAGCCUCGGGGACAGAUGCUUCUGCAACAAGUGCCAACAAAAAGGAUCUCUCCCUGGGUAAAACAAGCUGCCUCCAGACAGUACUAGAUCUUAUGGAUGUUAAGAAACAGGGAGAGUACAUGUGUCCCCCAGAUUUGUUGUGUGCCUGUAUGGACUUUAUACACGCCCUUUGGGCAGGGCUAAGGGACACAGCCAUGUCUGUACUCAGGACACGGGCCAAUUUUUGGUUGAGUGUAUGUGCCCCACUGACCAGAGACCUGCCAUCCCCGGGAGAAGACGAUGAGUCACAGAUUGCUGUCCCCUACCAGGUGCGAACAAUCGCAUUUGUGUUGAGGAUACUUUCAGAGGAGAUAUACACAGUUACCAGGUAUGGAAUACAUCGUCACAGUACAAAACUAGAUGGCAAGCUGAAGAAGGUUCUAGCUGAUGUCAGUGAUGCGAACCGAUGGAAGUAUUGGUCUGGGUAUGUACGAGACUGUGUGGUGACACAGGCUGAGAAGUCCGAGUCACAGUCUCCAGCGGACAACCUGGCUGAUCAUCCAACUUUACAACUCCUCAUGGCCUGGAAAAACUUUGUCAUAACCAUUACCAAACUGAGGGUUGAGGAGUUGAAGGUGAACAACAGUUUAAGAGAAGUGAUUAUGGUGGAUCUGAUGGAAGGUGUACAGGCAUUGGUGUCGGGUGACUUUUCUGUACUGAACGUCAAACUGGCCCAGAUCUCCAGUGCUUUCCUCUUCAACCUUAUCAAACAGUGGACCAGUUCUCUAAGUAACCAGACACGGAUGAUAAAGGAGCUACAGGCAGCUAUAGUUCACACCCUGUCUAACAGUAAGACACUCAUCCCUCCGAUACAGGUCGGACUGCUGGGAAGUAUCACGGCCAUCAUACAACAUGUCCGACUCAACUCAGUCGUAGAUAUGAGCCCUGACAAGUACCUGUCUGUCAUCCUUCCUACCACAUGUUCAGUCCUACUACAGAGUACCCGUCAGCUCCCGUCCCCCAAACACCUGGUGGAACAAAAGGAUACACAAGGAGAAUUGGCAGCUGGUAACAUCAGACUAAAGAUGCAGAUUGUGACCUGCUGUUUAUUAGAGGAGCUCAUCCUUCAGUGUGACAGGAGUGAGAUGUGGCUACCCAUCUUAAAGGAGCACUUCAUCCUCCCUACACUCAUGGCCUCCAUGGAAGUCUUCAUCAAGGGUAAACAGGCUGUACAUUAUGUCCAGACUGUGUUUCUCCUACUGUUGACCAUCGCUAAGUAUGACAAGGGGGCUGAGGCACUAGCUAUGAGUGGUGUUACACAACAUACGUGUUUGUCCAUGAUAUCACUGUACCAGGAUAGUGACCUGUUCUCCAAACCAGGAGCUCCACCCAGGAAGGAUGUGGCGGAGCUUCAUCAGAAUGUCAGAGCUACCUGGCAUGGGAUAUACUGUAUCUGUGUAGAUCUGUAUGCCACCGUGCUGUCUGCCCUCAAGUACUCGUUCCUUGAGGAUGCCCUCCACUUUGUAGGUGCUCAUCAGGACCGGAUGCAGCAGUGUUUGGAGCUGUCGCGUAUCACACUGACUCCUGGAGCUCUGUAUGAGGCAGAAAAGACAUGUGAUUUUAUCCACCAACUUUCACAUUUUGCACGUGAAUGGAGACUCCAUCUAUCAGACUCGCUUAUCAAGCUUCAGACUAGCAUGAUUUACAUGAGCCAGGCCUUUAUUGCAUUCCUCAUGCGGCCUAGAUACCUACAACAUGUACUAGAGCAACAGAAUGGUCAAAAAGGUCAAACAAGAGAGCGGACGUCUACCUCCCCGAAACAACCACGUCUCCAGGCCCAAUCCUCAAUGGAGGACAUUGAUUCUCCAUCCUCCCAACUUCUUCACACGCAACACAGGAUGCUGACUAUACUAGGCAUGAGUUUCUCCUGUUUACGACAGUUCACACCAGACCUACUGGAGAUUCUUUAUGAACAGAGUAUGGACUACAGUGAGUAUGAGCCUUUCCUGGCGCUGGGCUUCAGUGCGCCAUCAGUGGACCAGGAUAGUACACCUUCCUUCGGUACACUGACCACCUGUGUCCGGGAUGUUUGUGUUAGAUUUCUUACCAAGUUGGAGCCAAAACCAGGUUCUUCUCCGCAGAGAUCCACAUCUCCCGUCAGUGGCAUCACCCAGGUCAUCUCCAAAAGCCUGGUGCUGUACGUGAUGGAGAAUGCUCUGUACAUCAUUAUGUCCCAGGCUACACGAUAUCUACGUGACCCACACCUUGUAUCUACAGACAAACAACUACUCAAGAGGGAACUAGGCACUGAAAUGAAUUAUUUCCUGAAGGAACUAGAGCGUUACCUGAGGAAAGGAACACCAGUAUCACCCAACACUAGUUCAACCAGUCUUAGUCCACGGACAGCACAAUCAGGAGGUCCUCUUCUGGGACGCUCCAUCUCACAGACAUCGUUUGCAAUCAGUCAAGAGACAGAAUUCUUCCGAUUUGUGCGCGAGUAUGUAACACAAGUGCUGAAGUAAUAUGUGCAGGCUGUUCGUUCUGCAGCUUCACUUUUCUGUGUGAGAUCGUAUCAUUGUGUAGUGACCUGGCUGUUUUUGUCUUCAACCUUCAAUUGUUACAUUGUUUCAACAACUGUCCUUUAAGGAAAAGAAGAUCCAGUAAUUAAAACAUAUUGUAGCAUUGAAUAUAUCCAGAUUCUGAGUGGAAUGUUGACUUGAUUACUACUUAAGUUGUUAAGAUUCAUUUUGUUAAAAUUCUACUAAAUGAAGUUAUGAAUGUGAUUUCAUUGAACGCCAAAGAAGGAAUUUAAAGAUGAUGACUAGUUUUUGAUGCCGAUAAGAUUCAGAUUCUCCAUUUUUCUAAGCAUGAAAUAUCCUUAGUGCUUUAAGUUCAGGGAAGAAUUUGGCCUUUGAUGCUGCCAAGCAAUAUCUAUUCUGAGCAUCACUCUUGAGAAAUUGGUUUUUAGUGUUAUAUUUUAUAAAACGGGUCACUAUACCCUUGCAUUGGAUACCUGUAAUUAUUUUGGUGUUUGGUGGUCUUGUAUUUUGAAGAUUAUCUUAAGAACAAAAGAUUACCCCAAUAUCUUCCAAAGAAAACAUUAAGAGUGUAAAAAGUGCUAAAUAAAUAUAUGUUAAUAGCCAGAUACCCAGACACAUGUAUGGGUGUGAGGAUGGCGACCAGGUACCCUGUAGUGGUAUAGUAUGUACUAGUUAUGUAUGGGUGUGAGGAUGGCGACCAGAUACCCUGUAGUGGUCAAGUAUGUACUAGUUAUGUACGGGUGUGAGGAUGGCGACCAGGUACCCUGUAGUGGUCAAGUAUGUACGGGUGUGAGGAUGGCGACCAGGUACCCUGUAGUGGUCAAGUAUGUACUAGUUAUGUACGGGUGUGAGGAUGGCGACCAGGUACCCUGUAGUGGUCAAGUAUGUACUAGUUAUGUAUGGGUGUGAGGAUGGCGACCAGGUACCCUGUAGUGGUCAAGUAUGUACUAGUUAUGUACGGGUGUGAGAAUGACGGCCAGGUACCCUGUAGUGGUAUAGUAUGUACUAGUUAUGUACGGGUGUGAGAAUGACGGCCAGGUACCCUGUAGUGGUAUAGUAUGUACUAGUUAUGUACGGGUGUGAGAAUGACGGCCAGACAACCUAUAGUGGUCAAGUAUGUACUAGUUAUUUAUGUCUGUGAGAAAGAAGAUGUUGAAUAUCUCACAAAUUUUUUGAGUGAUUUGUUAGUUGAACACAGAAUGGUUGAGCUUUCCACGUUUUUGAUUGGUGUACUUGUUGAUACACCAUCUGACAACACAUUAGAUGUCGUAAUCAGAUGACCUUAAAUUCAAUGCCCGACUGCUUGUGCAUAUUAAAGCAUGGCUCUGGUAAAAGCUCAUGAGAGUGUGUCAUAUGUGUUGAAUAUAUAGGAACAACAAGAGGUUUACCAGUAGGUUUAAAAUCCGACUAGUCAAACUGUGACUGUGUUUCAGUAUUGAAAGAGUAGAUGGGGCAGCUAUCUUGCUCUGAAAUAACAUUCAUUUAAAAUAUUGCCAUUGUGUACAAGUGACCUGUAAAUAAAAGAUGUACCAGAUGA
Messenger RNA from Pecten maximus, 6957 nucleotides. RefSeq names its product nucleoporin NUP188 homolog. The record is from RefSeq and is a predicted model, not a curated record. Gene Ontology annotation, biological process: RNA export from nucleus; protein import into nucleus. The transcript has 51 exons. Gene Ontology annotation, cellular component: nuclear pore inner ring. Gene Ontology annotation, molecular function: structural constituent of nuclear pore. Lineage: Eukaryota; Metazoa; Mollusca; Bivalvia; Pectinida; Pectinidae. Bases 15 to 5402 code for a protein of 1795 amino acids.